AUGUCCUCAUUGACGAAGAUCUGCCGCAAUACCUUCUCCCUUGUCAUUACCGGUAAUGUUUGUAGCGCACAAGUUGAUUUUCAACUACAUCUGCCGACACAAAAUGGGCUGUUGGCUAACGGCUUCGCGCUGGUGUGUACAUCGAAUUGCGUAGUCAUCAGUGAUAUCGUCGUUCGUAACUCGCAAGCGAAUUCGCUGUCAUAG
This is a messenger RNA of Fomitiporia mediterranea MF3/22, 204 nucleotides long. RefSeq lists its product as uncharacterized. Lineage: Eukaryota; Fungi; Basidiomycota; Agaricomycetes; Hymenochaetales; Hymenochaetaceae. The coding region runs from base 1 to 204 and encodes 67 amino acids. The record is from RefSeq and is a predicted model, not a curated record. The transcript has 2 exons.